This is a messenger RNA of Vittaforma corneae ATCC 50505, 765 nucleotides long. RefSeq lists its product as uncharacterized. Gene Ontology annotation, biological process: signal transduction. The transcript has a single exon. The record is from RefSeq and is a predicted model, not a curated record. NCBI's taxonomy places the organism in Eukaryota, Fungi, Microsporidia, Nosematidae. Gene Ontology annotation, cellular component: cytoplasm. The coding region runs from base 1 to 765 and encodes 254 amino acids.
AUGUCCUCAAAGGAAUAUCAAGAAGCAAUCCGAAAAGCACACUAUUACGACCUAGCAGAGAGGUACCAAGACAUGGCCGAGGAAAUGAAAAAGGCCGUUAUAUGCAUAGCAAAGGAGGGGCAGGAGCUGAGCGUUGCCGCCAGAAACUACCUUUCUCUUGCUUUCAAGGAUUUGGUAAGCUCUAGGAGGAGCAGUUGGAGGGUACUGGUUGCUGAGAGAGCAAAAGUAAAGGAAAAACAACCAGAAGAGCUGCACAUAAUAGAUGAGAUAAUAAAGAAAGUAGAGACCGAGUUACUUGACUAUUGCAAUGAAGUUCUUGGGAUUAUUGAAGACUAUAUUCUUCCUAGAAUAGAUAAAUGCUCGCUGACCCACAAUGUUUUCUUCUUAAAGAUGAAAGGUGACUAUUACAGAUACAUGGCCGAGAUAAAGGAGACGUACAAGGACAAAAAUGUGCGGGAAGAGGCUUUAAGGGGAUAUGCCGAGGCAAAGAAACUGGCAGAUGGUCUUAGCUUUACAGAUCCUAUACGCCUGGGGCUUUAUUUAAACUUCUCGGUUUUUGAAUAUGAGAUAAUGCAGAAUCCGAGUGAAGCUUGUAAAUUGGCAAGGACAGCAUUUGAUGCUGCGAUAUCCGAGCUUGACACACUCUCUGAAGAUUAUUAUAAAGAUUCGACGCUGAUUAUGCAGCUUUUGAGGGAUAAUCUUACUCUUUGGACCUCGAGAGAGGAAGUUGAUCAGGCAAAAGGCGAAAACCUGGAGAUGUCUUGA